AAACCAUGAGUCUUUUUAGACUUCAGUUCAUGAUUAGGAAAUAUUGUCAACCUAACCUCAGGUGUCGAGAUGUGCAUUAUAUACAAGGUCAAUCACCUGAACCAAAAAUAAGGGAGUAUUUUUACUUUAUCGACCAUCAAGGCCAGCUCUUUCUUGAUGAUGCAAAGAUGAAAAAUUUCACUUCAUGUUUUAAAGAAAAGGAUUUCCUAGCAUUUUUCUUCAAAAGAUUAAGAUUGAAUGAAACCUCAAGAUACAGAGAAGAUUUUCCAUUUUUAUCACCUUGUGGUCGUGAACGCAAUUUUAUCCGUUGUGAUGAUAGACCUAUAGUUUAUACACACAUUCUGGAUACUCCAUCUCCAGAUGACCUUGACCUGUUAUCAUACGGAGGAGCAGGAACAUCACUGACUGUAAAAUUUGAACCUGAAAGAAUUUGUAUGUUACCUAAUACUGGGCGUGUCUAUCAUCCUGCAGCCUCUACCUUAGGUGGAAUAGGACUUGUCAAAUCAAGCAUUGCGAUUGAAAUCAGUCAGAAUUUUGAAUUUGAGAACGGUGAACAGAACCCACCAACCAAGUUCCAUUGGAAAGGAAAGACAUAUACUUUAACAAAUGAAUUAAUUGACAUCAUGGACUUAAAGGCUGAUGAAGCUCGAGACUUGUUGUAUCAAAACAAUAGUCUGAGCUAACACAAUGUUAUGUGAAUAGGUCUAUGGGACAGUCAUUUAUACCUUAUGGGAUGGGGUAUAACAAUGGACUUUCAUUAAGGUGUGAAAUUAUGUUUUAAACUGAUGUACUAUAUGUAAGUAUAUUCAUGUUAUUAAAAUAUUG
Ylistrum balloti is the source of this 825-nucleotide messenger RNA. RefSeq names its product UPF0598 protein CG30010-like. The transcript is spliced from 3 exons. Lineage: Eukaryota; Metazoa; Mollusca; Bivalvia; Pectinida; Pectinidae. The record is from RefSeq and is a predicted model, not a curated record. Bases 6 to 683 code for a protein of 225 amino acids.